Pangasianodon hypophthalmus (striped catfish) is the source of this 8872-nucleotide messenger RNA. RefSeq names its product genetic suppressor element 1. The record is from RefSeq and is a predicted model, not a curated record. The coding region runs from base 3937 to 7449 and encodes 1170 amino acids. NCBI's taxonomy places the organism in Eukaryota, Metazoa, Chordata, Actinopteri, Siluriformes, Pangasiidae. The transcript has 16 exons.
ACACAUGCAGUAUAUACACACACACACACACACACACACACACACACUGAGGUUAAUGAGCAGAGGGCAGGUGUGUUUGAGGCAUUCUCUGGUCUUAAUGAACACCGAUGGCACCUCAGGUCCCUGUGGUCACCCACGCAUCACUGCUGUUGUAGUGCCAUUAGGGACGUGUGUGCCUGUGUGUUCAUGCAAGCAUGUUUCUAUGAGUGUGUCUGCCGGUACACUCUACAAAACAACCUGACAUACCAUCCAUCAUCCAUUUCCCCCCGUUGCUCUGCUGUUAAAUUUCCAUAAGCUGGUCAUGUCAGGUAGGGCAGGGUGGAUUUGCAUGGCCUGUGCUGUCUAAUGAACAGGCCUUUGGGAGCCAGAGGAAACUGUGGGACUCUAGGAAGAAACUACUGAGCCACCCACUGUUCCUACUAAAUGCCCAAAUUCAGUAGCCAGUCAGCAUUUUCACACAACAAUAUUGCCACCCCUUUUCAUUAAAGCAUGUCCUUUUCCUACUUCUUACCUUUUUCUUUGAUGAGCAGCACCAUGGUGUUAUCUACCAAAGAGGCAGGUAAAUUAAGAGUCACUUACUAGAGCCAAAUUUCAGCCCAAGAGAAAUUAGACAGUGACAUUUUUUUGUUUUUAUGCUGUACUCCAUUACACUAAGCUUAAAACAGUCAUAAUGAGGUUAUAGUAUAAAAUAUAAGCUUUGAGUAUAUGAAUUAAUGCCAGAUUCCUUUCAAAAUUGCAUUUGAAUAUCAAGUACUUAAAAGAUUAGCAUUUGAAUGCAUACAAAUCUUAUGUAAUGAAUCAAGCAAACUAAUCAAGGAUGAUUGUGAGGAGGCAAUAUCAUAGUUUUAAUCAUAAAUAUACCCCCAGUAAUGGUUUUGUUGUUGAUAUUCAGCUACAGGCAUGGUAGUGCAGCGGGUAGCACUGCUGCUCCACAGCUCCAUGGUCCCUGGUUUAAUCCAUAUUCUGUGUCAGUGACCCACCCUGUGUCAGUGUGGGUUUCCUCUGGGUUCUUCAGUUUCCUCUCACUUUCUAUAAAACAUGCUGGUAAGUGGAUUGGCUAUACUAAAUUGCCCCGAGUUGUGAUAGAAUGUGUGUGUGCAUGGUGCCCUGUGAUGGACUAGUGUCCCAGGGAUGUGGAUCCACUGCAACCCUGACCCGGAUAAAGCAUUUCCUGGAGAAGAACGAAGGAAUGGAUUAAUGAUAUUUAGCUAGAUUUCCACUUAUAAUUCUGCAGUCUGACUUCUUAUACUGUAUAUGCUCACUACACAGAGUAUAACAUAAUGGCAUUGUUGGACGCAUGUUGUGGACAAUAAAAAAAGAAAACAUGAUUCUGAGAAUGACUGUUAGAAAUGUUUAACUAAUUACAUGUAAUAUAUUUUGAAAGAGAUAAAUUAAAAACGUGAAUACACAGUAUGUUUAUUUAGACCCCUUUUUUGGGCCAUCAAGUGACUCAAGGGUAGUUCAGCCCGGAAAGAUUAGCAAUCAUGACUAAGCCACUAAAACUAGAACAUAUGAGAUCUUAAUUAUGAAAUUAUUCUGAAAAUCUGAAUUCUUCUCAAACUGAUUUUUUUUCUUGUAUAUAUGUCUGCCUUAUAGGAACUACAGCUAAUUUUCUUUUACUCCAUUCUUGAACAUCUGUGUUAGUUCAUGCACAAGGGAGAAAGCAGAGUUCAUUCUAAAUGUGGCCUUUACGUCUUUUGUCUCGCAGCACAAAGAUUAAGAAUGUGUCAAUGGCGGUGAAACAAAAGGAAACUGAGGCACAAAACUGAUUAAAUCAAUUAGAGACAGUCAAAGAUGUGAAAUGUGUCAAAAUCAAUGGUUACAUUUUUAACUUUCAGUCAUGAAGAAAAACUGAUGAACAGAUUGCGAUAACUACUGAGGAAGUGGGCAUAGAUGUAUUAAGGAGAACUCUAGCAUGACCUUAAAGUCUGUAAACCUCAAAAAAAAUUAAUUAAAAACCUUUAAAAAAAAAAGUAAGUUGUCAGAAAAUUGCAGGAAUAGUAUUAUAUUCCAGGUGAAUUAUGGUUUCCUUAGGGAUUUUGUAUAAAAAUCCAUGAUUCACUCAUUAAUAGAAGCAAAUAUCUCAGAAUUAAAGCUCACAGCUUGGCAUGUCACCUGAUUGUUAAAGUGCAGAAUGUGAGUGUUAGAUAAGAGUCAGUAUUUCGUUCCAAAAUCAUCAUUCAAAAAUACACAAAUCAUUGUGUCUUGUUGCUUACAGACAGCACCAUAUAUGAACAGAGUUAUCAUUAUAUCCCUGCAGUUUGUGUUUGUGUGUUAUUGUAUUACCUGGUAAUGCUCUGCCUGUGUUCAUAGAAUAGAGAUAGCAUCUGAACAGGUCACAGGCACCAGUGCUGCAAGAUCAGAGAUUAAGGCUGUCUGUCUGACACCAUCACUCAUCAUCAUCAUCUCAGUAUGAGUGUGGGUGUAUGAAAGAGAGAACGAGGUGUUUAGUUAACAUUCCUAACUAUCUAUUAAACCUGGGGUGUUUUGUUGUGUUUUUUUUCCACAUGCAGUCAUUUCCUCUCUCUCUCUCUCUCUCUCAGUUUUAAACUAUGCAUUUACAGUGACCUUUUAAGAUUACUACCUGUCACACUGAAAUGAUCCCAAUAAAAUAUUGGCCGAAUUCUAUAACAGUUUCUGUGAUAAGAUCGUCUUCAUGUCAGAUUAUACGAUGAAAGACUUUUAAAGACAGACCUGCAAUUAAGGAAAAUUACUGUGUUCUCUAUGAUACGUCAUCAAUCAUUGGCAAUCCAGGCAUAAACAGCAACAUUCUUCAAAAUGAGCCUGAGGUAAUAAGGAUGUUUUUUGACAUGAGUAGUCGCACUCUGAGAUUUUAAUUCAAACAAAUGCCAGAACUUUAGCGUCUGUUGUCUUUGGCUGCAAUGGCACUAAAUCGGUGAGCAUGUCACAUUAUGCAUUUUAAGACCACAGAUCUAAAUUCUUUCAAGAUGUGCAAUUUUUGAGUGUCACAGCAAAAUUGGGCCGAAGUUGUACAGUGUAAAUCUGGCUUAACUGUUCAUGUCUUUAGCCGGACAUAUCCAUGUACCUAAAUUCAUAAAACUGACUUUAUAGCUACUGGAGUGUUAUAGUGCCCUUCUUGCUACAUGUCUAUAAUCUAAGGUGACUAAUCUGUCAGACAGCAGACUGAGCACACACACUCGUAGGAAGGCCGUAUGACUUCAUAUUUAUAAAUAAAGGCAAAAAAAGAAGGUGAUUAGUGUAGGCAAUAGCUUGUCUAAGUGUGAUGUGAUGUAAUUGCAAGGUUGAAAAAUGCUUUUUCCUUCUGUUGCUCAUAAAUUACAUCAUUCAUCUACAACAACUCUGCACACCUCUGCUGCUUGUUUCUCUCUCUCUAUCUCUCUGUGUAUAGUGAAACUUGUUUGAAGGGGUCAGGAUGUGAUCUUUGAUUAUAGAAGGUCUGAAAAGGUGGUCACAGUGCAGAGGGAGGAGCCACAGAAGAGGGUGUGACCCAAAACACAAGGGGAGAGGAGGCAUUACACAAGGAGUUAGAGAGGAGGGUGUGGCCUAAAGCACUUGGGGGAAGUGGUCAGGUAAUGGGGAGGAGAUGUUACAGAGAAGAAGGUGUGGUCCAGGGUAAUAGGGUGGAGACAGUGAGAAGUGUGUGGCCUGUAAUAAUAGAGUGGAAUGAUAGAGGAGGCCGUUGUCUGUGGAAAUAAGGAAGUGUCUAAAGGUGUGGCAUGUGGUACUAAGGAGGAUACAGAAGGGCGUGGCUUGUCACUAUACGGCAGUUACCAGACUAUGAGAGGAAAAAAAAGAAAAUGAGGAAGUGAAAUAGAGGGCAGGCCAUGUGACUUCAGAGCAGCUGUUAGAUUGAGAGACAGAGUGAGACAGGAGGAGUAUGUGUGUGUGUGUUUGGCUGCAGGGAGUAAGCGAGUGUGAGGUGCUGUGCUGCUGGGAUGAGAGAGAAGAUCAAGCAUGAGCCAUGAGCCAAAGUCGCCAUCGUUAGGAAUGAUCUCCACGGCAACACGCACCACGGCGACCGUCAGCCCUCUUACCCCCUCCCCCAUCAGCGGCACGGUUCUGGCCAAUGGGAAUACUGCUUCCCAGUCCUCUCACUCCGGAUUUGCUGCUGCUCUCCGCAAACUGGCCAAGCAGGCGGAGGAACCCAGAGGCCCUACCUCUAUCAGCGGUGAAUCAUCUCCUGUUUCCUCUCCAGCCACCAAUCACAGCUCUCCGGUGGGCACGCCAAAGCGGGGUCCACUAGUGUCUGGGCCGGGUCUUGGGGCUCCUUCUGCCGCCCAUGGUGUAUCGAGCACGCCGCCUGUGGUCACCAUUGCUCCUACAAAAACAGUCAAUGGCAUGUGGAGGAGUGAAGGGAGACAGGCUGAGGCUGCAUUGAGAGGGUCUGCUCGCGAGCGGCUGCCCUCUGACCCUCCUCCUCCUCCGACUCAAGAGAAGAGUGUCUCCUCUCUUCCACCUCACCUCAUGGGGGCGCCUUAUCCUUUUGGCCUGAGCCCCAGUGCAGUAAUGCAGGAUCCUCGUCUACAAGCCCUUAAUUUAUCACGUCAGAUGAAUCAUGUUCUGCAGUCGGGGGCUGUACCAGUUGGUGCAGUGCCUUUGGGGGCGGUGCCAGAGGAAUACCUGCGCAGUGGGUUCCGCCCUUAUGGUUCUGCUGAGGACUUGAGAUUAUCUUCCCUCCCAUUAGGGCUGGACCCUGGGUUCUUUCGCUCGGGAUAUCUGGCCUACCCUUCCCUAUCAUCAUACAGAAUGGAUGAGUCCCUCUGUUUAUCUGCCCUGCGCUCGCCCUACUACCAGCUGCCAGCGGGGGGAGCCGUGCCCUCCCUGCAUCCCAGCACUGCUCACCUCCACCUGCCAGGGGUGCGCUACCCUGCAGAGCUCAGUCAUCAGUCUCUGACAGCCCUGCAGAGCGAGAGGCUGCAGAUGGAGGACAAGCUUCGCCAGCGCGAGAGAGAGCGGGAGCGAGAGAAGGAGAGAGCUCACGAGGCAGAGAGAGAGAGAGAGAGAGAGCGAGAACGGGAGCGGGAGCGAGAGCGAGAGCGUGUGCGAGAAAGGGAAAGGGAGGAGGAAAGAGAGAGAGAGCUGGAGCGACAGAAAGAGAGGGCAAAAGAGAGGGAAGUUCAGGCGGUCCGGGCCAUGGAGAAGCACGUCCUGAGCCAGGAGCUACACACACACUCUCACACACUCUCUCACAGGCAGCAUAUAGAAGACAGAGCCAAGCUUACACCAAACCGAGCAGAGAAAACCAAAGAGGCCACACUCCUGGCCCCAAAGCCUCUGCAGCCUGGCUUGUAUUCCUCUCCGGGUGGCUCAGCUCCACUCCCAAUGCCCAGCCUGGUGCCCACCCCUGGUGAGCGGUUAGGUCCGGGUGCUGUGCUGCUCCAGCGCCAGGCAGAGGAGGAGAGAUGGCUGGCACGCCAGAGAAGGCUGAGAGUGGACACAGUAGACAGGCAGGGCCUGGCGUCUGAGUGUUCACAACACAGCACAGAACCGGAGACACACGAACCACAGACAGAGACACAGAGGCCUAAAUCACACCACCAGGACUUGAAUACCAGAGAGCUACCUCACCACCUGGGAGCGCCACCUCCUCUUAUCUCCCCCAAACCCACCCCUCCUAACCCUCCCACCACUCUCUGGAAUCCUGUGUCCCUCAUAAACUCUCCCUCACACACACGAAGAGCGUAUGACCCUCCCUUCCCCCCAAGUCGUCCACCUCCAGGAUUGACUAAACCUGAGUGCUCAGACAGGGGCCUUCCUCCAAGGACACCUGGCCUCCUCGAGCCCAGCACCUUUCUUACAGAGCAGGAGAAGUCAAGCCAGAGCAUUCUGAACAAGCAGAAGCUCUCUUUUCCCCUGUCUGCUCCCUUUGGAGAGCUCAGGGGCACUAAAAGAGCAGGGUCCCCCAUCAGAAGCUUCCCUCAGUGUCCCAGGCGAGAACCAACAGUGGUGUAUGAUCACACACUGCAGCAACACAGAACUCUCCUGAGCAAACUCGACCUGGAGGAGAAGAGACGCAGGGAAGCCAGAGAAAAGGGUUAUUACUAUGAGAUGGAUGACUCUUAUGAUGAGAGUGAUGAAGAAGAAGUAAGAGCUCAUCUGAGGAGAGUGACUGAACAACCUCCUCUCAAACUGGACCAGUCUAAAGAGAAACUGGACUUCUUGGCUGUGUUUGGACUGACCACAUUGUCCCAGCGGGACGAGCUGUUGGAGAGAAAGAGGAAGAAGAGGAGAAGGAUGAUGAAGGAGCGCAGCCCGUCUCCAGUACCUGCUCAGAGUAAACGUCAGACUCCAUCCACACCCACGCCCACCCUGUCUACCCGAUACACGCCCGAGGAGAUGGACAGGGCACCUGAACUAGAGAACAAAAAACAUUUCCUCAACAUGUUCAACCUCAACCAUGUCAGCCAAGAGCAAAGGAUAGAGAACGAGAAAGUAGUGAAUCUGCUUGAUGCCAUCAAAAAGAAAACUGUCACUCUUGACACACUCCGAUAUGCUACAUACACACCCUGCUCCAGCCCUCCCACUACUGCCUCUGAUCCUAGGGCACACUCCACACCCUGCCAAAUAAACGGAGAAUCCCACCCAAAUUCCCGUAGCCCCACUCCUCCUGGACCUACCAGACACCUUCACAGUGCCAGCCAGCCCGACCUUCACAGACCUUCAAAGCCCAAUGACGUAUUACGCCCUAAAGAGCCCCCUCCACUCGCCCCCUUGCAGGAUCAGUCUCGUUUAGGAGAAGCCCAGCCAAUCAGCAGAGUACCAAGCCUGCAAAACAGCUCCAGACCUCCACUCAUACAGCUAAAGGAGCGGCCUCAUGGGCUCAACGGACUGAGUGACCACAGCAGGUCCCGACCCUGGGAGAGCCUCAGUGCUGAGGAGUUUGCUCAACACUUCCACCAGUCUGUACUGCAGUCUACACACAAAUCCCAGCACAAACCCAAAGGAGGUGUCCCAGGAGCCCCUGAGCCAAACCACAAGCUCAAUAACGCUGUGCGUUACAACCCUCCAGAGCACCAGGGGGCACUGAACCGACUACCUUACUCUCACACCAAUGGCCACUCAUGCCACAGGGCAGCCCACCAUGAGUCAAGGCUGAGCGAUGAGCAAUCUGCUGAAGAAGACUCCACUGAGGAAGAAGAGGAGGAUGAUGAUGAGGAAGAGGAGUGCAGUCCCAAAUGGAAGGGUAUUGAGGCCAUAGUGGAAGCAUAUCAGGAGUAUGUAGAUGAGAGGGAUAUAGAGAGUGAGGUUCUGCAAAGUGAGUGUAGGAGAAUGGAGGCCCAGCACUAUCACCUGAGUGUGACAGCUGAUCAGCUCUCUGUCAGUAUGGGGGAGCUGUUGGCGCAGAGGCAGCGGCUGGCGCUUGACAGGGAGCGAAUGCAGGCUGAACUCGAGCACUUCAGGAAGUGUCUGGCGUUGCCUGCUCUGCUCUUACACAGGGGUCACUAUAAGGGGCCGCCCCCGAGGUGAUCCCUCUCCCCCUGCCCACUCGCGAGUAGGGAUCUGGGCAACCAGCACCCAGUUCCUCACCUGAGACUGAGAGCCCAGAGCUGCACUGAAGGCUGAGGGUGAGGAGGAGAACAGGAUGAAGAUUAAGCUGAGCUCACUGCACAGCAGGAGGAUUGCCUGCAGUCAUACAAGCUUGUGCACUGGUUUAAAAACAUAAAGAGGGACGGUCAGUACCAGUGAAACAGGGGCUGGCACUGGGAAGCCCAUCCUCAUCUCCAGCUUUAGAUUCCUGUGUGCUAGAAAUUACAAAUAGCAAAUCUUACAACCAAAAAAAAUCACCUAGCUGCUGUAAAACUGGAGAGUGAGGAAGACUGAUGGAGCAUAUGCUGAAGACUCACAUGCUUGAGCUCACGUCCUUCUUCCACGUCACUCGGCCUGCACUUCAACGUGAACUGUUAUUAACACUGUGGCAUAUGAUAAGUGGGACAUUCAGAACGUUUCUUACUGAUAGAAGCAGCUUUGAAAUUUAAACAUCAUUGCUUUAAAAGUGAACAAAAAUAUUGCUAAAAAACAGUAAUAGUUUAAUAAUUUUUGUACUAUUAAUAAAUCAAACUGUUUACUUUGGAUUUCAAUAUUAUUCCAAGGCUGGGGAUUUGAAACUGAGAACCUGGCUGGAUGAGGAGGAAUGAAAGAAAGGAGGACAGAAUGAACAGAAAGACAGAAAAGAAAAACAAAUGAAGGAAAUAUGUAAAUAAAGAAGGAAGGAGACAGGGAAAGACAAACAGACAUGUGAUGUGAGCGCAGUGCUAAUGCACAAUGUCCCGCCAUCAGUAAAGCUCUGUCUCUGUCUAAUGCAGGGAUAUUUAUUCCCCUGAGCAGCCAGUGGCCCACGAGCUGUAAUCUGAACUCCUCCCUCCUCCCUCAUGCAGCUAUUUUUGCUCUUCCCUUGGAGCCACAAUCUGACCUGUGAAGUGCCACAGUAUUUUGUACUAAUCAUUGCUGUACACAAGCACUUACUGACAUGCUGCAUGAGCGUUACUGAACUGCACAGCAGUGUACUAACUGCAGUGAAAUGUUUACACACUGUGUGUUCUCGCCACAGAGAAGCAUUCCUGUUCCCAUCAUGGACGAGGCACAAAAAGGCAACUAGGCACCAGUGAUAUGUACUGAUGUAAUUCUUUAUAAUGAAGUCUGUAAUAAACAGGACACCAGUUUUUAAAUCUUGUUAAAACUAGGAAGAAAGCAGAGCUACAUAUUAUUAAGAUGAUGAUGUAAGAUACCCUGAUAUUUUAAUGCUGUGAAAAGUUUUAAUUGUACCUUUUUUAUCUGGAUGAAGUGUGAGGUAAUAUAUUAUUUGGUGAAUGUAGUAAUAGUUAUUUAUGAACCUAUUAAAUCUGAAAGAGAAAAAAAAGACAUGAUGUUGAAUUAUUUCUACAAGCAUCCA